Messenger RNA from Rotaria sp. Silwood2, 315 nucleotides. NCBI's taxonomy places the organism in Eukaryota, Metazoa, Rotifera, Eurotatoria, Philodinida, Philodinidae. The record is from the annotation of a GenBank genome assembly.
AUGUUACGUAUAUUGGGAAAUUCUUCUAGUCGACAAACUACACGUAUUCUUAGUUGUGUCCGAUCUAUAUCAACUAACCCAACAGCUGGUUCAAUCAAUGAAGCUCAUGAUAAGUUCGCAGAACGUGAACAAGCUUUGGAAAACGUUUAUUUUCGCAAAUAUAACGACGAACUUUUAACUAAAUUACGUCAACACCAUCAAUUCUUAGAAAACCAAUCUGAUGAAUUUGAGCGUGAACAAAAACGUAUUGCAGAAGAAAUCAAGCGAUUGGAGAAGCGACGUGAAGAAUUGAUCAAAAUAUCUCUGAAAAAAUGA